GUGCUCGCCUCCAUCUGGGCUGUUUGGUUUCUUUCUCUUCCGGAACCGUACACUGGUGGAAGUCACUUACUUGCCGGUGGACGGUUUUAGCUGAAGAUUGCGGUUGUCGGCGUCGCCAGCAGCUUCCGCGCUGCUUACCUUGUUCGCCCUUGCUGUUCUAGGGUCGCUGUUUAACUCUUUGCUGAAGUUUCCAGCCUCCCUUUGCCCGGCCGAGACUUGGGAGGAUGAAAGUGAUCACGUGUGAAAUCGCCUGGCACAACAAGGAGCCAGUGUACAGCCUGGACUUCCAGCAUGCGGCAGCCGCGAGGAUCCACAGGCUGGCGUCCGCGGGGGUGGACACCGCCGUCAGGAUCUGGAAGGUGGAGAGAGGGCCGGACGGGAAAGCCACCGUGGAAUUUCUCUCCAACCUUGUUCGACACACCAAAGCUGUCAAUGUUGUGCGUUUUUCUCCGACCGGGGAGAUUUUAGCAUCUGGAGGAGACGAUGCCGCCAUUCUGUUGUGGAAGAUGAAUGACAGCAAGGAGCCAGAGCAGACCGCCUUUCAGGAUGAUGAUGAGGCUCAGCUGAAUAAGGAGAACUGGGCUGUGGUAAAAACACUGAGGGGCCACUUAGAAGACGUGUAUGACAUUUGCUGGGCGACGGAUGGGAACUUGAUGGCCUCUGCCUCUGUGGAUAACACAGCUAUCGUAUGGGAUGUCAGUAAAGGACAGAAGAUUUCCAUUUUCAAUGAACAUAAAAGUUACGUACAAGGAGUAACCUGGGACCCUCUGGGUCAAUAUAUUGCAACCCUGAGUUGUGACAGGGUGCUACGGGUCUAUAGCACCCAGAAGAAGCGUGUGGCUUUCAAUGUUUCAAAGAUGCUCUCUGGACUAGGGCCUGAAGGAGAGGCACGGAGUUUCCGGAUAUACCACGAUGACAGCAUGAAGUCGUUCUUCCGAAGACUUAGUUUCACAGCAGACGGCUCCCUGCUCCUCACUCCAGCUGGAUGUGUGGAAUCUGGUGAAAACGUGACAAACACCACAUACGUGUUCUCCAGAAAACAUCUGAAAAGGCCAAUCGCCCACCUCCCGUGCCCUGGGAAAGCCACUCUCGCUGUCCGCUGCUGUCCUGUCUACUUCGAAUUGAGGCCGGUGGCAGAGACAGAGAAAGCACCAGAGGAGCCCAGCUCCGAGCUGUUGAGCCUGCCCUACCGUAUGGUUUUCGCCGUGGCCUCCGAGGACUCCGUAUUGCUGUAUGACACACAGCAGUCGUUCCCGUUUGGCUACGUGUCUAACAUCCAUUACCACACCCUGAGUGACAUUUCCUGGUCCAGCGAUGGGGCUUUCCUGGCCGUUUCCUCCACGGACGGUUACUGCUCGUUUGUGACCUUUGACAAGGGCGAACUUGGCAUACCUUUGAAAGAGAAGCCAGUCCUGAGCAUAAAGACUCCUGAUACAGCAAAGAAAACCAAGAACCAGGCACAGCAGGGCUCGUCGCCAGGGUCCAGAUCAGCCGAAGGGACCCCCACCAACAGAGUCCAAGACCCCAGCAGCCCCUGUACCACGCCCUCACCAACCACACCUUCUCCAGCCUCGUCCUCAGCCGCUCCUGCGGGCAAAAUCUCCUUGCCACUGCCUUCUGAGGAGAGGCCCCUGCAACCUGCUAGUCAAAACACGAAAGCCCCGCAACCCAGGAGGGUCACGCUGAACACGCUACAGUCCUGGGGCAAGACAGCUCCCCGGAGAAUAAACUUAACACCGUUAAAGGCAGACACCGCGCCAGGUCCACCACUCACCAACAGAAGUGCCCCCUCCGCAGAGGAGGUUCAGCCAGAGCCUGGGGAUCCCCAGGAGGAGCCUCCCGAGCUGAAGAGACCCAGGCUUGAGGAACAUGAAGGAGAUGCCCAAAGCCUGGGCCCCGACGAAGCUUCCAGGUUGGCUUGAGGCCUUCGGUAGCUGGCAGCCAUGUGUGCAGGAGGC
Acomys russatus (golden spiny mouse) is the source of this 1958-nucleotide messenger RNA. RefSeq names its product chromatin assembly factor 1 subunit B (gene Chaf1b). The coding region runs from base 225 to 1922 and encodes 565 amino acids. The record is from RefSeq and is a predicted model, not a curated record. Gene Ontology annotation, molecular function: protein binding. NCBI's taxonomy places the organism in Eukaryota, Metazoa, Chordata, Mammalia, Rodentia, Muridae. Gene Ontology annotation, cellular component: CAF-1 complex; nucleus. Gene Ontology annotation, biological process: DNA replication-dependent chromatin assembly; nucleosome assembly. The transcript has 13 exons.